Molecule: messenger RNA, 2605 nt
Organism: Caenorhabditis sp. 36 PRJEB53466
Lineage: Eukaryota; Metazoa; Nematoda; Chromadorea; Rhabditida; Rhabditidae
Source: the annotation of a GenBank genome assembly
AUGCUGCUAAUCGAUCGAAGAAACCGAAGAAGCGUUCAAAUAUUCUUGCUUCUCACCAGUUUUCUGCUCAUUUCCGGCUUCUUCUUCUCGUUUUUCAGGUAGAUUUCCAAAUUUUCUUUAAGUUCUUUUUCACUGUUGGUUUUCUUGUAGAUAUUCGGAGUGGCAAGACCCAGAUUUCUUUCCAGGUAUAAUGAAGUGAACGUAUAAAGAAACAGCCUUGAUUUUAGAAGAGGUGCACGAAAAUCAGAAAACUGAAAGGGAGAUUGCAUUUGAGAAAGUCCGGAAGCUACAGAAGGGUCACUUUUCACCAUUACUACAGAUACUUUAUUGGUUUUUCUUCGACGUUUCAGGACUAGCGGAGGAAGCAGCAGACUAUGGAGACCGUCCAAAACAAGAAAACGGAGCAGCCGGAGCAGCAUUCAAAAGUGCCAGUGCUCUUUUCCGAAGAGUGAAUGCGACGGCGUUGAGGGAAGGUGAGAAACGGCGUCCAUGAAGCCGAGAAGAAAGGUCGUUCAGCUGCAUUUGAAAGUGGAAUCGGAGGAAAGAUGACGGCUGACUCAUUCUACGACGAAAAGCUGAAGCAGAAGCAAGAGGAAGAUCGUAUCGCCGCGGGAGAAGGAGGUGGUGACGUGAUCGGAGGGCACACAGGUACUGGGGAGGAAUGCAUACCAGGCGUGACCUUCGAGAAUUCUCUAUCGGCUUCUUAGCUGUAAUGAUUCAAUACUAUCUACUGCUGCUCUUGAAGUUUGCGAUUCGCAGUUUUACGGAGGUAGAAAAAACAGUAUGAACUUCACGUUCUUUCAUGAUACUUUUCUUCUAGAAAAAAUGUAUGCGCUCCACCAGAUACUUUGAAAUUCAAGCAACAUGACUAUUUUUUUUAGAUCCUACAUCGUAUUUGUACGUCUUUUCAGAAUCUCCGAAAGUUUAGACAUUAUCUAAGAGUACAAUCUCCGUGCAAUCAAAAAUGCGCAAAAAUGUAUUCAUAAGCUUACCUUUUGAAAGCAUUCGGAAAUGAAUACAGUUCUGGAGGAAAAAGAAUAUAGUUGGAGAAAUGCAUAGAUGAAGGAGAAUAAGAUUGGUAGUGUAGCUUCCUUUCUCUCCGAUUAUAUCUGAUCGGAUCCAUCGAAACACAAUGUGCGGGAUCCGGUCGAAGUGUUGCCGAUGUUCAGGAAACAUUCUGUGCUUUGUGACGCCUUUCGAUCCAUUUGUGCAUUGGCGUGGUCGGGCGAAACAGGAAAUGAUGUGUGCGAUGAGAAGGCCAGAAUCUAAAGCUGUCUAGAAGAGUCUCUUCCACUCUCCGUGUCCAUCAAACUCUUUUUUAAAGGCGCUUAUUUUGUGUUGCGAUCUCAACGAACCGUAGUUUAUUCACCAUCUUUUAUUGCAUGUCUUUUUUGGUUAAACUUCUGAAGCUAAGGUCAAUGACACAUUCUGCUAUUUACUAUUUAGUCUAUAGCUGUAGUUCUUCAUUAUUACGCCGCCCGUGCCGCUUUCUCAGUCAGCUCCUAGAGUUCAUUCAUGCAAAGGCAUGCAACAAACGAUGCUCCUUAUGAUAUUGAGUACUUUCUCUCCAACCUCCGUGGGCAUCAAACCUAUACCCCAGAAUAUCUACUUUCCAUCUUUUGUACAUAAAAACUCAGUGGAAGCCGAGAACCGUUGAGCCACAGACCCUCAGAAUUGGCACACUCUAGAAGUGUCGCUUCAUUUUCGUGUAACUUCAAAUCUCUAGGAGAAAAACGUUCGAUCUUGUGAAUGAGAUAAUAUAUACAUUGCACGGUCUUCUCCAUGUUUCGUCGGUGGCAUCCAUGUUUCGUCGGUCGAAUAUACGAUUUCUCGAAAGAAACAAAAGCGCAGUAUCUGUGGCUGAUCUCUCCGUUUUUGGCGUCAAGCAUCGCAGCCAUCGGAACACGUCGUGCCGUGAGUAUCGUCCGUUUCCAUCUGCCUCCUGCCUUUCCGUUCAUAUCUGAUUCUUUCCGUCGCACCGUCCGUCUCCUCCUUUAUUUUUUAGUCGACGGCUUCUUCUCCCCGUCACUUGUUUCGUCGAUUCUUUCUGAUUCUUUUCGAUGCCUUCAUCGUUCGUUUGAUUUUCUCUGUUUUGGCUGGAAACGACAUGAAUCCGAGUUAUCUUUUGCGGUGGACACUUUAUGCAGUCAUCGUCAUUUCCCUCCUUAUUACUCUACAAGUUGUCUUUUCAAUACAGAACUAUGGUAAGCACAAUUCUCUCUUCAAUUACUAUAUUAAUUUAAAGAAGAUCUGUCAAAACUGUGCUUUUUUUCGAAGGUUAUCAACAAGCUCAGAAAGCAUACAGUCAUCAAGUAUUCAUUAUUUCAAACUUUCAGAACAAGAAGAAACGGGAGGCGAAGAAGCUAUCGAAGUUAUUCGAAAGAACGAGACGGUCUCGUUGGAUCUGGUCGGAAAGUCGGCGGCCGUGCAGACGUGGCUGGCCAAACAGGAAGGCGUCCAGAAGCCGCUCUCCGCUUUCGAAUCCUCUUUGAAAGUGGAAGAAGUGGAAAUGAAAAGCAAGAGAAGAAACCCAAAGUUCGAGCCAAUUGACCCGGAAGUGGAGAAACGGAAUAACCGAGUGCAUCAGUUCAAGUUCGUGCAAUGA